Messenger RNA from Notodromas monacha, 6660 nucleotides. The record is from the annotation of a GenBank genome assembly. NCBI's taxonomy places the organism in Eukaryota, Metazoa, Arthropoda, Ostracoda, Podocopida, Cyprididae.
GAUGGACGAAACCGGAACGUCUCCGACCCUGCAUUAUGGACCCCGCUCUCCGAUGCGUUUUCUUCUCCAGAGAAUCCAAUCGCCUUGAAGCCCGAAGAUGGGAUGAUCCCCUCGUCACAACUCAUCAGCAAGGGUUCAAUUGAUAUCGGCAUUUCAACCCAACCCAGCCCACUCAAGUUUUCUUCAGAUAGUCCGAGGAAAUCGAAUCGAACGCGAGAAUCGGAGCCCGACCACGAGCAUGCAGACGAUGAGAGCGGAUCUCCGGAAAUUAUUCGCAGAAAAUCCACCUUGCAAUUAUCGUUCUCAACGGGUGAAAAACGCUCCACGGGAAAUGAUGCCUCGAGAAAAUUUUCCCAAGUUUUCGGUACCUCGGCUAGAUUUUCUGAAAACAAGCAGGGGUCGGAUGUGAAAUCCCGGGGCACUCAUAAUCGCAGCAGCAGCAACGGUUCGCCCAUCAGUCAAAGCAGAAUUGACGAGAGCGCAGUCGAGCCAGGGAUGUAUUCGCGAAAGAGCAAUAUCGCUCCCCGAAACAGUCCGAUAGAUGGCAGUAGUCCGGAGUUCAUCACCUCUGAAGAGGAAUACAAACCGGAAGAACAAAACGCUGUGCAAAGCCGUGAGGAAGCAAGAAGAACCAGCGUUGAAAAAGAGCAAGACUGGACAAAAAUGACUCCAGACGAAAACCUCAACGAGUCGAGAAGAAGCAGCCUUGAAAGCCCAAAGGCAGACGCAGUACCAGCAGUGCUAUUUAUAACACCACCCGAGUCCCCGAAGGAAGAACCACAUAUUCAUGAUAAUAGAAAAGUCAAGUCAUCCCCCGCCUUCUUGAACGACGAACUCGAAGAACACACGCCAGAAAGUCCAGCCCCCGUCAUCUCGGAAGAUAUUCCCAAUGAACCCUCACCAGAAAGUCCAUUCCCUGUCAUUUCGCAAGGUACCCCCAAAGAACUCGCGCCACGAAGUCCAUCGCCCACCGCUUUAAAGGACAUCUUCAAAGAACCCACACCAAGAAGUCCAUCCUCCGUCAUUUCGGAAGCUAGCGUCAAAGAACCCUCACCCCGAAUAAGUCAACCUCGCACCAUUUUAAAAUCCGUUAUAAAAGAACCUAUACCACGAAGUAGAUCCCCCGUCAUUCCGGAAGCUAUCGAAGAAGAAAACAAUCCAAAUGAAUCCCCUCCACCUCCAGUCAAGAGCGAAGAACCAGUGCCGGAGGUUCUCCAGACUUCCGUCAAGUCAAAGAAAGUUAUUCUCCCAGCCGAAGAGGGCGAAAACAAGCCGGAAGACACAGCAGCUCCUGAUGGAGACCAGAGACGAUCUGAACUUGAAGCACCAAUCCCGAAUAAAGGAGGACAGAAUCACCAUAAACUGGAUCACGUCAAGUUAAAAGAUAUAGAGUGGGGAAUGGGUCGAAGGCCGAAGUCAGCCGCAGGUCGUGAUUCGGAACUUGACAAAGUCCACGUGCUUUAUAAGCUGACUCCGAUGAAAUCGAACUCAGUAGAUAACGGGAAGCCACCUCCUGAAAAACCCUCUCAGUACGAUGUCGCCGAAAGUCCUUUGCUAGCCUCUGUUUUGCCCUACGAGCCUGAGCGUUCGAAACGGUCUGAAUUCCAAUUCUCGCCGUAUGUUUCCACGUCUGUGAGUUCAACGCAGCAAGAAACCGUGAGCACGGAUGGGCUCCAAGAAGAAGAUAAUAACGGCGAAGACAAGAAGAGCGCCAGAACGGAAGGUGGUUCGGAAUCCAUGGAGAUCCCUUGGUUGAAGCAGCGAAGAUUCCCGUCAGAUUACGUGCAUGGAGUUGAAGCGGUCGCCAUGAAGCUAGGAAAUCCCAUCGAUAUUGGAAUCAGCAAAAUCACGCUGAUCACCAAAGGCAUCCACUUCGACACUUCGACGAAUUCACCGUCAGGAAAUCCCACAGAAGUUCUGGCGAGAUUGGCAAAUCAAGCCCCAGAUUCGGACGAACAAACAUCCGCUUUAUCAUCUCGCAAAAAACGAGAUACCUCGGGUCCUCAGAAGCCCAAAUCACAGUAUUUAACCUCAGAAACUAUAACCGAUUCUCUGCUACACGAGCCAGCUUUAAUUAACGACGCUUUGCUGGAGAGAAUCUCAAUGAUCCCCACGGACGAGCUGCUCAACAGUGAGCAAAAUUGCGACACACAAAAGGACAUUAAGGAGCGGUUCAAUCGGAGUUGUUCGGUCAUGAGGGCCUUGGAUAAAAUGUCGGAUCCAAAAACGAAGCUGAAAGCCGUCACGCAGAGGAUCAGAAGAAAACUGAAACCAGGGACUAGAUCCAGAAGUCAUCAGCCUGCCAGUUCAAGACACCCUAAUGGUGUAUGCUUCGAGGAAUCACCCGGCAGCGUUUCAGACGAAAGUUCCCAGUUUUCUGGGCAUCAUAAAUUGAGAACGUACACACGGUCGAGAAGUCACCCCAACUUGAGACUUGAAUCUCCUAAAAGAAGCAGAUCAAAACCACCACGGGAGAGGAUCAGAGGAGGUAGUUCCAAUGAGCGAGAAACACAGAUGUACCUGAUCGAGUUGAAACCGUCGUCGCACAGGAAGACCAAAUUGACUCACAAUUUGCUCGAGGAACACAUCACAGGCGACAAGGGAAUUGUUUACAAGGUUCUUUUUCCUAAACCCCGGGUAGCAUUGAUGGGUGGUGGAGAUGGUGUAUUCAAGAUUUACCCAAUCCCAGAAAGUGUGAUACGUGAGAACGGAAAGCAAGCUGAUGUGGCUCUUCAAGUGCCGACCCCGGAAUAUCUGACUGAUGAAGAACCCUUGCUGGAUGAUUCCGACGGCAGCGUUACGGUAUUGAAAGCUCCCGGGAAAAGGUUUCCCGCUUCCGUCCUGAACCUGGGAGCACGUUACCAAAUCGAAGAUCCGAGCCAAGAAGAACCUAAAGAGGACAAUAGUAUGGAAGACAACAUAGGCACGCGAGGUGUUGGUCAAGAUUUCAUGGCAGAGCUCAAAAUGUCUCAGAGUUACAUCAUGUCAAGGAGAUCAAGCAAACAAGAUCAUGGGCCAGAGAUUAAAAUUCCCGAGGAACCAGGGCCGAAAGUGGCAGACGAACAAGAGACGAAAGAGACAGAGGAGCAAUCGAAGAAUAAAUCGACUGAGGAUGGAGAAACAAAACCCUCACAAGAGCAUAAUAAUCGCAUGAACGGGCACUCGGAAAACCAGUCCGCAAGAUUCAUAGGACAACAAACACCAGAUCAAGCUGAGGAAUUUCUCAAGGAUAUUGAAUCCCUCAUCGAAGCCGGGCAUAUCGAAACGCAAGAAAUCAAGCCAAAAUUACCGAAAGAACCGCCAGUGAUUUCCUUCAAGAAAGGGAAAUUGCAAGAACGCCUCGAAACAACUAAAAAGGCUAGCUUCCAUCCGAAUCACCUUGCGCAACAUGCUGACGAUAAGAGCAACGCUUCCGAGCAUUCUGAACAAGCGAGACAAAGCAAUGCCUCCAGUAAGAAAAAGUCGGAGGCAGCAUCCAUUCUACCCCGGAAAGCUCUGCCUUCCAUCGUCAACAAGUCUGGCGCUGAAAGCGACGCUCAUCACUCUCGGUCCCGACCACGCGGGAAAACCCCUCUUCGCAAGCAAAAUGCCACUUCGGUCAAAUCCGACUCGUCGAUUCUUUCCAGAGAUGGCCAAACCAAGGAUGAACCCGUUGAACAACGCGAGGAACAGACUACUCGUUCAAGUGAUGUGCCAGCAGAGAAAUUGCCCAUGGAAAGCGAAUCCACUGUGAUCGAGUUUGGUUUCCCCGAAAUAACUGACGCACACGUUGAGCAUCAGCAGCCUCCGGAAGAACUGCUGGCGGAAAAGAUACAAAAGAAGAAGCAACUCUUGGCAGCUCAGGAUUAUCUGUCUGACGCCAGGCUCGGGAACGUCACAGUGAUCAAUAACGAGCUCCAUAUUCCAAUCAAGUUUCUUCCUUCGAAGGAGUAUUCGAGUUAUCCUUACAUAUCUUGGUAUAAAAACAAGGACGAUCCCCGAAGUUCGUGGCCGUCUGCGGAUUUUCCAAACCACGAGAAAAUAGUCAAGUGGCGAAUCCUCCCGCCGAUUUCAAGUAAAAAAUAUCAACCGCUCACGCCUCCACAAAUGGCCCACACAAACCCCGUCGGUGCAGAUGAGACCCACGUUACAGAAGAAUCAAACAAACGUCGGUCAGGAUCCAUUAGUGCGUGGAAGGACAAGGCGAAAAAGUUUUUUGCUAUCAAAAAGAUUGCAAGCAAGAGGUUUAUGUCCAACAAAGGCAAAACAGAAGAGGACAGCACAUCUCCUCGAGACUCCAUGACAGAAGCACCGGAAAGCAGCAAAAACAUCAUACAAGAGAAGAAGUAUUUACCAUCCUUCGUUUCACUGGAAUCUGAGAAAUCAGAGCUGAAAGACACAGUUCCUGAUGAUCCGAGAACAAUUAUGGGGAAGGUGCUGUUCGUUUCCCACGCCGUUAUACGGGAUCUUGGGGCAAAGGGACUCGGUGAAAUCAAUUUCAUCCCUUCUAAACCAACCAUGACCCAUGUUAUGGAGCCGACAGACAGAAGUUCCCCACCUUCGAAUUCCAUCUUCAAACCAAUUCAUGGGGUCGGACAGAACUUCUGGAAUCCUCUGCAACGAGAACAUCACAUGAUCGUUAACGUUUCUAGAAGUUACAGCCAUUCCCAGGAUAUUUCACAAGUGACAGGCCGCAUGAGCCAGGAUUUUUUGGGUCCAACUGACGAUUUCAACCGAUUAGACGAGCUAACCAACAAGUAUUCAAAUCCGCUCAGAGAAGCGGGAGCGGGUUCAGAUCUGAACAGACGGGUUGAAAUGGAUGCGUUCUUUCCUUCCGAAACGGGUCACAAUCCGAAGAAGAAAGGAAAUCGAAGUUCAUCUAGACAACGUGACUCAUCGCAAAGGAAUCGAGCUACAUUCCAGGUUAAUGAACUGCGUCAAAGAAAAUCCAGACCAACGAAACCGAAAACAAAAUCCAAUGAAUUGUUGGUGGAUAGUUAUCAGCCAACCUCGUCGGCUAAGCAACUGGAUAAUCGUUCAGUUUCUAUGCACAAGACUCGCACGCUGCAGACUGCACACUACAAUCGUAUCUUGUACGUAUCAGCCAUGGAGAAGAGCACAAAACGGGAAGUGAAGAAGAACCGGAGAAUGAACCCACAUUCGGCACAACCACAAGAUGUUCAAGAUGGUCAAACGAGUUCCUCCGUUUUAGCUAGUCGGAAGGAUGUGAAAACUUUGCUGGUUCAAAUUACUUCUCCAGAUCAAGUGCCGGUCAAUCUCAAGGCUUGCAUUCAACGCUUGCCUCUGAACGAGACUCUACUGACAGAUGCGUCAUUUGGCUCUUCAAUAAGAAGUAGUCACGCGUCCCAAUCGCUGCCGAACUGCAAAAAUGAACCACCUUGGAAGCAGAAGGCGUAUUCGAGCAAAAAAACUCCACAUUCGCGUAGCACCAGUUCAGCUGGCUUUGCCCUUAAAAGAAGAACAUCCUUUAAAUGGUCAGAUUCCAGCAGUGCUAAAACUGCUCGAAACGAAUCAAACGACACAGAGGAGCUCGUCGAAUAUGAAUACAUCGAAGAGCUAGAGGAUGAAUGCAACUCCUUGGAUGACACCGGUGCCAAAAAUGAGUUCUUGGAAGAAUGCGUGGUUGAGUACGAGGAUGAAUGGAUGGAGGAAGUUGAUGAGGAACUCGAUCGAGAUGAUUUGGAAAAUAAGGUGUUCCCAUUGCAACGGCAAACGUCCAUCAACAGUUUAUCCUUCCCAUCCAGGGCGUCGCGAUCUUCACAGGGAAGGACUCUGAGCAAAGUUUCUGGCUUGACUUCUGAACGAACCUUGGCUUCUGGAGAUUUUCCUUCAUCUGCUACGGAUGACGCUACUGACAAUCACUUGCUACUCCACUCCGUCGUGAAUCUCUUGUGUCGCCACCACUCGUUAUCUGUUGUAGACUCUCUGCGUCGCUUCCUUCGUCGUCCACACGUGAAGCAACUUCUGGACAUUUUCAUCAUUGGGCUGCAUUUGUCAAAUCUUGUCGUCGUCGUCCUGGUUGAGGUUUUUCUUAUUGGCGGUGAGGCCAAGACUGUGGUGAACAAGGUUUCAGUAGAUGUCGCACCAAGGUCUUUGAUGUGUCUGCACCAGGAUGUCGUGGACGGUGAACAGAUCACGGCCUUCUUUGUUAUCGCGCCGAGGGCAUCCAUUUAUUUCGAUAACGAUGGACAUCACUAUGAAUACACUGUUGUCCAGGUGCCAGCUGAUCAGAGGGAAAAGAACCAGGUGAAGAUGCGGGAAUCAUCCCGCAGACAAGGACAGUUGAAUUUAGACGUGAAAGGAAAUUCCACUCUCAAUUUCUGCCUGGACGCGAGUCGUGUGGAUGCUGCUACAAUGUUUACAUUGGGUCUGAGCAUCGUCUCUCGGCAGGUGGCAUCUGUGACGAGAGAUCAAUUCCUCGACAUUGAUUCUGAUUUCGUGAGACCGGUCUUCAAGAUUCAACCAGAAGAGGCUGGCGGUCAAGAUGCGCUGAAAAUCGUCUCACGUAUAAGUGCGAAGAUGCACCGAGCUUUUCAGCUUUUGAACGAGUUCCGUGAUUUUGAAAAGUUGGGUCGGUUACGGGCAGAGGAAGCGUUUGAGCGGGUCAACAAGUGGUCUUUGCUUCAAGUGAGAAUCCUUCAUAGACUGAUACUCUCCUAG